AGCGCCACGUUCGAGUGCACUGUGUCAGAGACCGAGACCACCGGACGCUGGGAGCUCGGAGGCCGCGUCCUGAGACCCGGAGGCCGCGUCCGCAUCCGACAGGAAGGGAAGAAACACAUUCUGGUGCUGAGCGAGCUGCGAGCCGAGGACACCGGUGAAGUCUGCUUCCAGGCGGGACCCGCCCAGUCUUUGGCUCGACUGGAGGUGGAGGCGUUGCCUCUCCAGAUGUGCCGCCGCCCACCUCGCGAGAAGACGGUUCUGGCUGGCCGCAGGGCGGUGUUGGAGGUGACUGUGUCCCGCCCUGGAGGCCACGUGUGUUGGUUGCGGGAGGGGGUCGAAUUGUGUUUGUGAAGCAAGUAUGAGAUGCGCAGCCACGGCCCCACCCACAGCCUGGUCAUCCAUGAUGUCCGACCUGAGGACCAGGGCACCUACAGCUGCCAGGCGGGCCAGGACAGUGCCGACACACAGCUGCUAGUAGAGGGUGAUUAGAGGACUGACCCAGACCAAGCGGGUACCCUCGGACAGUUUGGAAGGAGAUGUACCCUUAUACUGGGCAUGAUGGAAAGGAAGGAGCCAGAGAGAAUCAGGAAACAAUAAUAAAAAAAAAAAGCUACCAUUCA
This is a messenger RNA of Cricetulus griseus (Chinese hamster), 620 nucleotides long. The record is from RefSeq and is a predicted model, not a curated record. NCBI's taxonomy places the organism in Eukaryota, Metazoa, Chordata, Mammalia, Rodentia, Cricetidae.